AUGGCCAUCAAGCGAAUGCGACCAGGGAACGGCCAUGAAGACCUGACCCGCGUGCUGCACUUUCUACCGCUCAGUUCGGUCUCCAACUUAGCUCAAACAUCGGCGGCAUGGCACGCCAUUGUGCUCAAGUACCAUCGCUCGAUGGAGCACGACCUUUCCGGUGGACUGGACCAACUUCGUGUUACUGUUGUCAACACCGUCGACUCGGAGCGGUACCCUGUCGGCUUCACGUAUCAAGCAUCUACUCGUGCAUCAUCAAGCAGUCUAGAUCUUCCUCCGCCACUCCACCGCCAUGUACACGUUGAGGUGUUCAAACAGGACCGCACUGGAUGGAGCGUGCGGUGCACGGAAGACAUCCCUGCAAGCGCAUUCAUCGGCGAGUAUGUCGGCCAGCUCGUCCGCACAGCAACGAUGGAUCGAACGUCAAGGUACAUUGUGAGCAUCCGCGAAGAGGCCGAGGACACCGUGUGGCGGACCAAUGUGGACGCGCGUCACGUCGGCAACUUCACGCGGUUCAUCAACCAUUCUUGCUCGCCCAACGCGCGAUGGGACACGUAUCGAAGUCCGAUGACGUUCUGCCCUCGCAUCCACGUCUUGUCGCUGCGCGAGAUCAAAGCGGGCGAAGAAAUCACGGUCGACUAUGGAGCGGACCACGGCAUCGGUUCGAUUCCCUGCCACUGUGGCUCGGACCGAUGCCGACGUUACCUGCCCUUUGAUAGAACGCUGUAAGAGUGUUCCAGCCUCGUUGACAACGCAUGCCUCCGCCAUGUCGUUUAUGCUGCAGCCAUUGGUGCGCUUCAAGGAGAAGCUGCGCGCGCGGCGAUUCCGGAAUUGGUUGAUUCAAAUUUACUCCUUCAAAGUCCAGUGUCGUCGAAAUAGGCGACAACCAAAUGGGCUGCGAC
Aphanomyces invadans is the source of this 902-nucleotide messenger RNA. RefSeq lists its product as hypothetical. Gene Ontology annotation, molecular function: protein binding. The transcript has a single exon. The record is from RefSeq and is a predicted model, not a curated record. Lineage: Eukaryota; Oomycota; Saprolegniomycetes; Saprolegniales; Verrucalvaceae. Bases 1 to 729 code for a protein of 242 amino acids.